AUGUGCGGCAUUCACGUUGUUCUUUCCUCGAGCUCCCCGCACACGUCCAGCCAUGACCUGGCCGCCCGGCUGCGGAAUCGGGGGCCCGAUCAUUUGGGCAGAGUCGUAGCGCAUGUCGGACCCGGCGCGCAGACUCUGACCUGCACCUCGACCGUGCUUGCGCUCCGCGGGGACCACAUCACGGCACAGCCCUUUUACGACUCCCGGACCGGGUCCGUUCUCUGCUGGAAUGGAGAGGCCUGGAGGAUCGCCGGGUGCGAGGUAGAGGGAAACGACGGCGAGGCUAUCUUCGGCCUGCUCGCGGAAGCAAGUGCUGCGGGCGCCGCGUUGGAUGCCAGAGGCGGCAUUCUUGAUGCUCUUCGUUCCAUCGAAGGGCCCUUUGCCUUCGCAUAUUUCGACAAGCCCUCGCAGACGCUCUUCUUCGGGCGCGACCGGCUGGGACGUCGGUCUCUUGUGUUCUACCAGGAUGAGGCGAGCGGCACCUUCAUACUCUCCAGCGUUCCGGAGUCCUGCAACCCUGCUUGGAAGGAAGUAGAGCUGGAUGGCAUCUACCACCUGACUCUUAGUGCUACUUCAGGGACUCCUCUUGCUGUCUCGCGGAACGACUGGCAAUAUGACGGCCAAGGCGAUCUGAUAUCGGGAAUCGGCGUGUUCAAUGUAUCUGGACCGCCUAAGGCCGCCUGUCUGACCGCUUCCGCGCCGUCUGUCCGGUCGCUGAGGCGGCAGCUGGGCGAGUCACUUCGCCUCCGUGUCAGGAACAUCCCCAAACCGCCCGUGGAAGAUGACAAGCGAGUGGACACGAGGGUUGCCGUGCUGUUCUCUGGCGGCCUGGAUUGCUCGGUCCUCGCGAGGCUGACGCACGAGCUGCUGGAUGAUAGCUACGGCAUCGAUCUCCUCAAUGUUGCCUUCGAGAACCCCCGCGUAGUGGCCCAGCUCAAGAAAGAGGCACGAGGCAGUCCGGUCAACCCGUACGAAACCUGCCCAGACCGGAUAACAGGGCGGAAGUCGCUUGAGGAGCUGCAGAAAUCGUGCCCAGGGAGACGAUUCCGCUUCGUAGCCGUAAAUGUGCCAUACUCGGAGACAUUGACGCAUCGCAAGGAAGUGGUGUCUCUAAUCUACCCCCACGACACAGAGAUGGACCUCUGGAUAGCGUAUGCUCUGUAUUUUGCAGCGCGCGGCCAGGGGUCAUGCGCUGAAGCCGGAACGCCUGAGGCCCAGUACACCACACCGGCCCGAGUUCUUCUCUCCGGGCUAGGGGCUGACGAGCUCUUUGGUGGAUACGCGCGGCAUGCCACGGCCUUUUCAAGGCAGGGCCAUGCCGGCUUGGUUGACGAGCUUAAGCUCGACAUCGGGCGCGUGGGGAAACGAAACUUAGGUAGAGACGACCGCGCCAUAGCUCACUGGGGGAAAGAAGUACGAUUCCCCUACCUGGAUGAGCGCCUAGUGCGGUGGGCUAUCGAGACGCCGGCCUGGGAAAAAUGCGACUUCGCCAACGGGGAGGACAUUUCCGGCGUCGACGCGGUCAAAAGGGUCCUCCGACUCCUAGCUCUCGAGCUGGGGAUGGAGGGCGUCGCGAGGGAGAAGAAGAGAGCGGUUGGUUUCGCACUCCAUUCUAUUCGAAGUCCCCUCGUCCCAUUACUAAAAUUGCUAUAG
Penicillium canescens is the source of this 1653-nucleotide messenger RNA. Its product is annotated as asparagine synthetase domain-containing protein. The record is from RefSeq and is a predicted model, not a curated record. The transcript has 3 exons. The coding region runs from base 1 to 1653 and encodes 550 amino acids. Gene Ontology annotation, molecular function: asparagine synthase (glutamine-hydrolyzing) activity. NCBI's taxonomy places the organism in Eukaryota, Fungi, Ascomycota, Eurotiomycetes, Eurotiales, Aspergillaceae.